Messenger RNA from Cladocopium goreaui, 2310 nucleotides. The record is from the annotation of a GenBank genome assembly. Lineage: Eukaryota; Dinophyceae; Suessiales; Symbiodiniaceae.
AUGCGAAGACAGGGCGUUGCCGAAAAGGCCAAGCCUGCAACUUCGCCCAUGGGCAGCAUGAGCUCAGGGCUGGACUCAGAGAUCGCGAUGCAAAUCAUGAUGGUGAACCAACUUCGCAAGGUGGAGGAGAUGAUGGCGAGGAUGACGCUCGAAUUGCGCAUGGCUUCGGCGACCAGCCAAGGUCCCGAGAUGGAGUGGUUGGUCACCAGCAGUCGCUCCAAGCUUUACAUUUGGCGCUUGGACCGCCUCAGCAAGGUGGCCGUGGCGGAGGCUCAAGCGGACGGAGCCCGAGAGGAUGAUGGGAUGGAUCUCACGGGGGGCCGAAACGACGUCAGAUGGGUACCGCAGCUGUGUGGCAUGACGAAGGGAAAGAAGAAGAAGGAGCCGCCGGUCCGGCCGCGACUCUCAGCUGCAGCGGCAGCGGCAGCGUCAUCGCCGUUCUACCCACCGGAGCCUGGAUCUGCGGGAAGUUCCCGGGCAAGAAUUGGGCCCCAGGACUUGGAGCGUAUCCGACGUCUCAGUCGUGAGGGCGUUUCCAUCGAUGUGAUUUCCAAAAUUUGGAACGCCACACCCAAGGAGGUUCUCGAAACCCUGGAACUGGAGCCGAAGGAGAGUGCUAGGGAAGAAGCCUGCGCGCCACUGGUCAAGCGAUUGACCACGGAUCCAGCGGAGUUCUGCUGUCCCAUCUCACGGCAGCUCAUGUGGGAUCCCGUCGUGGCACAGGACGGUUACACCUACGAGCGCUGUAACAUCGAACGCUGGCUGGGCACUAAGCCGCAGAGUCCGAUGACUGGCAGCCCAUUGCCAACUCCUGCAGUGCUGAAUCCAAAUCAACACGUGAAGUCCGCCAUUCGUUCCUUUAAAGAGGACACAGUCGCUGAAAUCCUCGCCUUGGUGCCUCAGCUUCCGUCGUCCUCGGUGACCUCAGUGGCUCUGGAGUUGCUGUCGCGAGGCGAGCAGUUCGUUCGCCCCGAUCUUCCUGAUGCGUCCGCACAGAAGAAACUCACGUCCCUGCUGCGUCUCCGGAUGAAGCUGCCGGGUGCCGCCGAAGCGAUCCAAGAGAUCGUGGGUCUCUUUCUGGAGAAUCCACAUCGAGGUGGUCUUCAAAAGUUUCUCUGUGAACUUGACGGAUCUCAACUGACCUACGUCUUGCCGGAGCUGGAUGAUGCUACCAUUGCCAUCUUGCAGAAAGGGAAGAAGCUCCAGCCCGCCUGUAAAUGGUUGGUGGAUCAAGAGCUUUCCAGGCGUCUGGCUGGGCGUCUGACGGAGGAAUGCCCCUUGAAGUUGAUGCGUUUGUUAGAGGAGAGCAGCCAGUCCCCCCACGAUGAGAAGGGCGAUCGUCUGAAGGCAGCUGGAUUAGUCCUGGCCAGCAGCAUCGAUCGUUUGGACGCAGAAGAUUUGGAAGAAAUGGACGUGCAACUGUUGAGCCACGCCCGCGGCUACCUGCGUGAUAAAGAUACUGCCAUUAUGGAUUCAGAGCACUUCUUCAGUACUGAUCUGGGCAUGUUCACGGCCGAGCGCUGGCCGCCACAGAGCUCCGGCGUCAUCCUCACGGAGCUGGCCUUUCGAUUGGAGGACGAGGAAGAAAAGUUUCAGCUCUUGGUCGAGGCGCACGAGAUCGAUGGUGCUGAUUCACAGGUGCGAGCGGCUUUAAUCCAACAGCUGCAUGGGAAGAUCUCCCGCUUUGACAGCCGCUGGGGCUGUACCGGGCUAGGUCAGGCAGAGUCAACCCGGGAGCAACGAGGGCCUGCGGAGGGUCUGUUCCUGAAAUUGAUCCUGGAGGAACGCCAGCAGAUUCCCAAUGACAUUCUGCCCAAACUGACACUGGAGAAAGGUGUUUUCCAGCAUCUCUCGCCCGAUGAGUUGCUCCUACUUGCAGAUCAGUUGAGCAAUGAACGGCAUAGGGACGGCGCACGUGUGGCGGUGAAGGCCGCCAAGGCUUAUGGAGCCAAAGGAAAAGACAUGGAAGCCCAAUAUGCUUAUCUCCACGCCUUCCGCUUGGACCGCUUCAAUGAAGACGCCGCCGAGGGCUUGGUUCGCACCUCACUGGCCAUGAAGAAACAGGCGGAGGAACUGAAGUCGAAGUGCGAAGACUUGGAGAGGAGAUGUCACGAACUGGAUGCGCGUUUGAUGGAGGGCGCCGUGACCGCAGAGCAUACACCCCCACGCCACGCGCACAGCGCGCAGCAGCACGCGGCCUACGGAAAGGCGCCCGUGGCGGUCCAGGAAUUGCUGCUUCAACGAUUGCAGGCCGUUCAGGAUUCUUGGCAAUCUACUGGGCAUAGCCAGGAAGAUUGGUCUGGCUGGUGA